GAAAGGGGUGAGGCUCCGGCACCUGCGACUCUAGAAAUUUUCUAAGCCUAAAACCCUCUCUCUCUCUCUCUCUCUCCCCGGUUUCAGUUGAUAUUUUGAAGCCCCAAAGCCCUUUUAAAAAAAAAAAAGGAAACUGAUAAUUUGCUAUCGAAAAGAAGGGAACUUAAAUGGAGCUGGCUUGUGCUUCUGUGCAGGCUUCAUGCUCUCUAACAAUACCGGCUUCUUCAACCACCUCUCGACGUCGGUCGCCUUCUCUCUCCUUCUACAGAUAUUCAUUUCCAAACCCUAUCAUCUCUUCUAAACUUAAUAGUAAUAAAUUAUCAGCUAAUUCAUUCAGGCGCCGAAAUCCCUCUCUUGUUGCUGCUGUUGAUGGCGCAACUACAGUACCCAGUGAUUGUAAUGGUGAGAAAUUGUCGUUUUCUUAUUCGUCUGAACCAACAGCUAUCAAUGAUGACGGAAAAGAUGGUGUUGAUGAUGGUAAAAUGGCGAGUGUAUGUAAUAAAUUAAUUGAGGUUUUCAUGGUCGACAAGCCAACUCCAAAUGACUGGAGAAAGUUACUGGCUUUUAGUAAGGAAUGGGACAAUUUACGGCCUCAUUUCUACAAGCGGUGUCAGGAACGAGCGGAUUGUGAGGAUGAUCCUGGGAAGAAGCAUAAUUUACUUAGGUUUGCAAGGAAAUUGAAAGAGAUCGAUGAAGAUGUGCAAAGGCAUAAUGAACUUCUUGGGGUGAUCAAGGCGGCACCAUCCGAGUUGACUGAAAUUGUUGCCAAGCGUCGUAAAGACUUCACUAAAGAAUUUUUUGUGCAUCUUUACACCGUAGCACAAUCCUACCAUGACAAUCCAAGUGAGCAAAAUGCCUUGGCAAAGCUUGGAAAUGACUGUGUGGCUACUGUACAAGCUUAUGAUUGUGCAACAGAAAACAUGGAAGCAUUGAAUGCUGCAGAGCUGAAGCUCCAAGACAUCAUCAAUUCUCCUUCCUUGGAUGCAGCUUGCAAGAAGAUAGAUGAUUUGGCUGAAAAAAAUCAAUUUGAUUCAGCAUUGGUCCUGAUGAUCACAAAAGCAUGGUCAGCCGCUAAAGAGUCCAACAUGACGAAAGAUGAGGUCAAGGAUAUACUGUAUCAUCUGUACAAGACAGCUAUAGGUAAUCUUCAGAGGAAUGUGCCUAAGGACAUUAGAAUUCUAAAAUAUCUUCUUACAGUUGAGGAUCCUGAAGAACGGUUGUGUGCCUUAAACGAUGCAUUUACCCCAGGAGAAGAACUUGAAGGGAAGGAUGUGGACUCCCUAUACACGACCCCUGAAAAACUACACACCUGGAUCAAAGCUAUGGUGGAUGCUUACCAUUUAAGUCAAGAUGGCACACUCAUGAGGGAGGCCAGAGAUCUGAUGAACCCAAAGAUCAUAAAAAAGAUGGAGGAAUUGAAGAAGUUAGUUGAAGACCAUUUCAUGUGAUGAAGAGUUGAGGGGUACAUUCCGGUAGCAAUUAUAUAUAUUCCCCGGUCCGGAUUCUUGAAAGUCUUUCUACGUGAUUGUGGACAUGAAAGUGAACCGACCUUUUGUACAAGGAAGUGAACCUUGAUUAGCGUUGUCAAGCACCCCAUAUAGCAUGGUUGUUGAAACACAAUAGCUCUUAGGACAGUUGUAAACCACUUUCUAAAUAUUUUUCAUGUUAAUUUAUUAUUAGAAAUUAGCCA
Messenger RNA from Populus trichocarpa (black cottonwood), 1690 nucleotides. RefSeq lists its product as uncharacterized. The transcript has 6 exons. NCBI's taxonomy places the organism in Eukaryota, Viridiplantae, Streptophyta, Magnoliopsida, Malpighiales, Salicaceae. The coding region runs from base 168 to 1448 and encodes 426 amino acids. The record is from RefSeq and is a predicted model, not a curated record. Gene Ontology annotation, cellular component: chloroplast thylakoid membrane; chloroplast envelope.